GUGCAGCGAAGUUACCUGGUGCUUUGUGGUUCAGGUCCUUGGCGUUAUUCGCUUCUAUGGGGCUACAUCUCCUGCGCAAAAGCGAGGUGAUGAUCGGCUCCGUGAUCUCCAGCGUUGCGUCAGCUUCUUGGAGCAAGGCUAUUGAGCUCUUAGACCUAGCAGUGAGUCGACGCUUGGCAUCGCUGAUUGCUUGCAGUAGCGCCCUCUCAGGUGAAAACGCGGCCCAGUGGCAAUCAUCCUUCCACGUCUUUGGGCAGAUGUCCCAGCUGCAGUUUUCUCCGGACGAGAUGUGCCUCGGUGCUUUGGUCAGUGCAUGUGACAAGGGCGGUGCAUGGCACCUGGCGCUCCACUCCUUGCGCAGUUUUGCGCGUCAUCGUUUGGGGAAGGACAUCCUCACUUGGAAUUCGGCAAUCAGCGCCUGCGAGCGCCGCCGCCGCUGGCCACAUGCCCUGGCCCUGCUGGCAGUGCAGCCGACUGCCGACCGCGCCGUCGAUGGCGUCACGGCAGCGUGUAGCGCCUGUGGCAAGGGAGGUUUGUGGGAACGUGCUCUGUCGUUGUCUCAGUCUUUGCCACAGGCCGACCCCGUGCUCCACAACACCUUAGUCUUCGCCUGCGUCCGCGGCACGGCAGUGGCCCAUGCACUGCGCCUGCGCCGCGCGACCAAGGCCUCGGAUGCAGACUUGCUUUUGGCCAUGUACGAGACCCUUCAGGACACUUCGGGCUGCCUUCAUCUUUUCCAAGGGCUUCGCACAGCGGUUCUUGCUGAUUGUCGUGGAAAAAAACUCAUCGCUGAGUCCCUAUGUGCGGCUGAUGCUGAGUUCCCAUCGUUUCACCAGGGGGGGGUAGGGGGUUUCUAAUCCCA
This is a messenger RNA of Cladocopium goreaui, 862 nucleotides long. The record is from the annotation of a GenBank genome assembly. NCBI's taxonomy places the organism in Eukaryota, Dinophyceae, Suessiales, Symbiodiniaceae.